Corticium candelabrum is the source of this 2594-nucleotide messenger RNA. RefSeq names its product nuclear cap-binding protein subunit 1-like. The record is from RefSeq and is a predicted model, not a curated record. Bases 76 to 2415 code for a protein of 779 amino acids. Gene Ontology annotation, biological process: mRNA export from nucleus; nuclear-transcribed mRNA catabolic process, nonsense-mediated decay. Lineage: Eukaryota; Metazoa; Porifera; Homoscleromorpha; Homosclerophorida; Plakinidae. The transcript has 26 exons. Gene Ontology annotation, cellular component: nuclear cap binding complex; nucleus. Gene Ontology annotation, molecular function: protein binding; RNA cap binding; mRNA binding.
UAGCGUGCGCAUUGCAAUCAGUAAAAUUCGUGUUGUAGGCGUACGAUAGUCUCAGAGCUUCGCUGUGUUGUAACCAUGUCUAAGAGGCGUAGUCGCGAAAGCUACGAUGAUCGAGAUCGAUAUGCAAAGCGUCAUCGCUACGAAGAUGACAUUGAGGACCAACUCGAGGCACUCGUAUUUGGAGUUGCCGGCAAGGAUUCGACGUCUCUGGAAACGAAUCUUGAAGAUCUAGCAGGCGUGCUGGCUACUGAUUUAUUGAGUCAUCGUAUCAAGAUAUUAGAUCUUCUUUGUAGAACUGCAACUACAGUGCCAGACAAGACAACUGUGUAUACAACACUCGUUGGGCUGAUGAAUGCAAAGAGCUACAAUUUUGGUGGAACGGUUGUUGAGAAGUUGGUUGCUAACCUGAAGGAAGCUUUGAAAUCGUCUGAUUUUACGAACGCUCGAUAUCUGCUUCGAUUCUUGGCUGAUCUGGUGAAUGCCAAUAGUAUUGUUCCUGCCUCUGUCAUUUCUCUCUUGGAAAGUUUUGUGUCUGUUACGAUGGAGUCGAAUAUCCCACAGGUUCGUUCUGACUGGUACAUCUUUGCUGUCCUUUCAUGCAUACCAUGGGUCGGUGCCAUUUUGACUGAAAAGAAAGGCCUUGAGUUCGACAAGCUACUAGAUACAAUAGAGCAAUACAUAGGGAAAAGAAGUAAAGAUCACGUUGAAGGACUAAGAGUGUGGAGAACAGACGAACCCUUACCUCAAAUCGAUUAUCUCGACUCAUUGUGGGCGCAAAUAAAGAACAUGCAGAAAGAUGACUGGAAGGAGAGAUUUAUUCCUCGUCCAUACGUUGGAUUUGAUAGUGUUUUAAGAGAAGCUCUUCAGCACACGUUGCCGCCUGUUUAUCCUCCUCCACACGAUGAAUCGUUGCUGUAUCCGUUACCGAAAGUUGUUUUUCGUCUCUUUGACAGAUCAGACAUUGCUGAGGGCCCUUCUCUACCCACAGCUGACUCUAUUGAUCGAUAUGUAGUUGAGGAGUAUUUACACAGUACGAUUGAUGUGACACACAAUGAUAGAAAGGCGUGCGCACUGGCUCUUGUAAGCUUUUCUGGAAAGUCAAAACUGCCAUUGAAUUAUAUGCUCGUUGAGGCAAUAUUCAGCGAACUCUUCUGUCUACCAUCGCCUCCUCACCUUGUCGUCAUGUACGGCUCUCUUUUAUUAGAAUUAUGCAAGCUAAACCCAAGUACUCUACCAGUCGUGCUUGCUCAAGCAGUUGUUUUAUUGUUUGAUCGUUUAGAGACGAUGAACACGGUUGUAUUAGAUAGGUUUGCUGUGUGGUUCAGCUAUCAUUUGAGUAAUUUUCAAUAUCGAUGGGCAUGGGAGGAUUGGGAGGUGCAUUUAAGUUUGUCUGACGAUCAUCCUAAACGGAAAUUUUUGUCAGAAGCACUUGAAAUGUGCAUUAGACUUUCAUAUCAGCAGCAUAUAGCGGAAGUCUUGCCCGAAUCGUACUCUUCUUUUCUGCCACCAGACACAAAACCCGUGUUUAAAUAUGGUCGAGAAGUGAAAGAAUCACUUCCCGGAUCAGCCAUCGCUCAACGUUUCCUCACUCAAAUCAACAGCAAGGCAUCACUCGACGAACUACGCAGCACGCUCAGCGAACUCCCAACAGAACCAAGUCAAUCUGGUAGUCUGCCUAUGCCAGUAUCUCUUAGACUAGAAGUCUUUCUCCACAUUGUCUUGUCUGUGGGCAGCAAGUCAUUCAGUCAUGUGUUCAUGGCGUUAGCGAAAUUUAAGAGUCUCUUCAAUGAGUUGGUUGCAUCAGAGGAUGCGCAGCUGCAGUGUCUGGUUGUGCUGUUUGAGUUUUGGCAGAACAGCCCACAGAUACUGACAGUUUUGAUCGAGAAAAUGCACAGAAUGAAGAUCAUCAGCAGUGUGUCCGUAGUCAAAUGGCUAUUCCAUCCAGCAAUAAACAAGCAGUUUACAAAGUGGUACGUAUGGGAUAUCUUGAAUCAAGCAAUGGCAAAGGUCGUUGAGUUGCCGGAUGCAAUAAGCAAAGAAUUACACGAGGCUGAGGAGAAACUGAAGCUUUGCAAGGACGAGCCAGACAAGGCUUCUGCUGAACUACAAGACAAAGCAGUGUCAUUGACAGAAGAUCUAGAGAAAGCAGAAACUGAACGCAAAGAACUAUUUCUGAUCAUAUUUCAACAUUUUAUUAUGGUGCUAACUCAACAUGUCGCCGAGUGUGAGAAGAAAGGUGUAGAUCACCACACUUUGUGGUUUACAUGUACACGUGACAGAAUGCGGCAGCUAUUGUCUAAGUAUUGCAGGAUUGUUGUAACGUACAGAAACACACUAGAGGCGUUGCUCUUUACCAAUGAAGUUGAAUCUGAGGUAGCGAAGGUAUAUCAUCAGUUUUAUGCUCUAGUUGCAUAGAGCCUCGUCGUGACAGUGUUGUUGAUUUCAAUAUUUUGACAUUGAAUUUACGUUCUUGCUAUUGAUUAUGUUGGUGCUUUGUGAGGACUGAACAGCAAAUUUGUUGCAUCUGGAUGUGUAGAGUUGGUUAUAGGAAAUGUUGAGGAAUUUGUAAUGAAUGCAGUUGUGUUGCAAUUUCA